This is a messenger RNA of Acanthosepion pharaonis, 870 nucleotides long. NCBI's taxonomy places the organism in Eukaryota, Metazoa, Mollusca, Cephalopoda, Sepiida, Sepiidae. The record is from the annotation of a GenBank genome assembly.
AUGAUUUACAUUUUAGAUAUUCUUUCUUUCUUUCUUUCUCUCUUUCUUUCUCUCUUUCUUUCUUUCUUUCUUUCUUUCUUUCUUUCUUUCUUUCUUGCUUGCUUUCUUUUUUUCUUUCUUAAUAUGUUCUACCUUGCUGCUUUCUUUCUUUUUUAUUUCCUUUCUUUCUUUCUUUCUUUCUUUCUUUCUUUCUUUCUUUCUUUCUUUCUUUCUUUCUUUCUUAAUACCUUUCUUUCUUUCUUUCUUUCUUUCUUUCUUUCUUUCUUUCUUUCUUUCUUUCUUUCUUUCUUAAUACGUUCAACUUUCUUUCUUUUUUUUUUCUUUUCGCAUCUCUCGUUCACUUGCGCCUCUUCCGUUUUUUCUUCAUUCCUGCUCCUUGGCUUUAUUUCCGGCAUAGACACCACUUUUUCUCCCUCUCACCCACUCCCUAGACAGAACUCAUCAAACUCGACGCCACACCAUCUAUCCAUGUUUUCAACCUUUUCCUCCUCCUACACGUCUGCCUCACCCAAUUUUCAUCGUACAACUGCAUCACAGCAGGCGCAUCUUCCUGAAUGCACUAACGUCUGUGCAAGUCUGCAAGAGUCUACAAUCUGGCGCCGCCGACGGAAAGAGCCGGAUUCGAUCGACUAUUUACGGAGAAAACGAGAGGCGCGCGCGCGGUGCCGAGUUCACGACAGCCCCGCCACCUGGCGUCGGAUUUUCUUUCUUUCUUUCUUUUGUCAUUUUUUCUUUUUUUUUCUUCCUUUAAUUUCCCUCCUUUUUUUGCUACGGGAAUCUUUCUACUUAUUCUUAAUUUACUUAGUUUCUUUCUUUCUUUCUUUCUUUCUUUCUUUCUUUCUUUCUUUCUUUCUUUCUUUCUUUCCUUAA